UGUCAACUCGGAUCGGCGUUUCGGAGUUUCCGAAAAACACAAUAGAGGAAAAAAAUCGGAAUCUUAUAAUUUUAUGAUAAUUUAUUUUUAUUUACGAUUUUGUAUUUCAAUAUCGUAAGAAAUGGCAUGGCAAUAGAGAAAUAUUUAGUCAGUGGAUACAUUUAGGGCCGGUUUUCUGAGAAAAAUAUGUCAUAUAUAAAAUAAUAGUUAUUUGUUCCAUCCUAUAUCCAGUUCCAGGAAACCAGAUAGAAUGGUGUAUGAUAUUUCUUGAAUUGUGUUGAGGAUCAUAUUCUACUAAAAGCAACACUUUUGGAUCAUGAGAGUACGAGAAUUAUGUAUAUGGACAUUUGCACAUAUUUUUAAAUCUGUGAAACGUAGAGUAUUUUUGCUCCUAUGCUUCAUUUGUGUCUUUAUUAUUAUAAUAAAAUGGAGGCUCACCUGCACAAAUGUGCAUCCUCGUUUACACAUACAACACAUAUGUACCAACUAUGCAAAAGGUGCAUCUGUUGGUAAUUUAUGCCAGAGUUUAUGCCAUCCUGAUGGAGUGCCUUCACUUUCUUGUCACAGUUUUUAUAUGGAAAAGGAAGCUGUUUUCUCUGGAACAUGGAUGAACAAGAGUGUAGUUUUUAAAUCCUUAAAAAAAUCUUCAGAUACAAAGGAGUUAAAACAAUUAAAUAGUCUUAAUGAAAAAAAGUAUCCCACUGAAGAAGAAUUUUCAAAAAUGAUUCAAAGUAAUAUAAGAAAUAAAUUUAACAUUUCUGUCAAUGAUGUUGAUGCUUGGAGAAUGUCUUAUAUUCCCAAUCAACUUGGAGGAAUUGAAAGGAAUAUUGAAAUGGAGAAUGUUUGGUCAUUUUUACAAGACAAUGAAUAUCUUGCUUUAUUAUUGUAUGAGAAAUAUGCUAUCUUCCCAAAAUUACUAGGAUCCUGUGGUUCACUCUAUGCUGUUCAGAAAUUGAACUCUAUAUCGGGCUAUUGGCAUUUAAUGACUUUGUAUGAUAGCCAAGAAGAAUGGGAGAAGAGGAUAAAGUUGUCUUUGAUGAUAUUAGAUUAUUUAUUUUUAUUAGAAAAAAAGUUGCCAGAGCCCUUGCACAUUUGUGAUGUAAAAAUGAAUCAUUUUGGAGUAACCAGUGACUCCAAAAAAAUUAUGUACCUAGAUUUAGAUUCUGUUCACCCGCGCACCAUAGUUGAUAAAAUUACAGGUGAUGGUUCUCAGUGUAAACAGCAUAGCGACUGUGAUUUUUUAGAUUGUAGGUCAUUUUGCAAUUUAAUAACAUUUAAAUGUGAGUAUGGAGUUGUCAACAAUAAUUUGCAAAUUGUGUGUGAAAGAAUCUUUUUAGGUUGGGUGAUGUCUGGCAGGGUAAUGGUGCCAGGGUUGUUGUUGGGGCCUAGAACACCUAGGGUUCUUAUUGAGCUAUUAGAGCUUUGCGCUAACCCUACUAGUGAAUUGGGCAUAUCUCGAGCUCCCGCCUCUAAGGAAAUCAGAAAGAGGCUAUAUAAUUUAUUAAUUAAUUUAAAAUUAUCUUAAACAAUGCUGUGAUAAAUUUGCUUAUUUAAAUAUUGUGCAAUACUAUAUCUAGUCACUGAAUAAGAAUUGAAACUAUUGUUAAUACUUAAGUCAAUUUUAAUUAGAUAUUUAAAUUGUUAUGAUAUUUGAUCUCUUAUGAUAAAAAUACUAUUUAGUAUAUAAGUUAAAUAAUAUGAUAGGACAUUCCUGAACAAUUACAAAUAGUGCCUUAGGCAUAAUAUAGUCAAAACAAUUGGCUUGAUAGAUUUAUGGAAAAUGUUAGGCAAUUUUAUUUUAUUUAUAUUAUUAUAUACUCAUGUAAUUAAUUUAAAUAGAAGAAAAUAAUUUCUAUGCACAUAGAUGUGUCCACAUCGAUUUAAAAAUAUUGAAAAUUCGUCUUAUAUGAUUGGAAAUGCUUCCCUCACUCUUGGAUCACGCAUCAUCUGUAUCUCUAGAAAAUAAUUUUCUCAUCUAUAAAACAGUGUUGAAACCUGUGUAUGAAUAUAUGGAACUGGACUAUGAGGAAUUCAAUGUGGAAAUACUUUUAAAGAUUCCAAAUUAAAACCCUAAAAAUGAUAGCAUAUUCUUCAACGUUUAUUAAAAUUUAUAUACUAUAUGAAUAUGUAGAUUAACACUGUCGAGAAGGAAAUUGAGUACAGAGCAAAAACAUACAAAGUGCAUACUGCAAAUGCACACAGCCGCACUAGCCGCAGCUCUAAAGGAAUCUACAAAAGUAAAAAGACUUAAACAUCAUCAUAUCUUGGACUUCACUUGACUGGGAAGUAAUAAAAUGGAAGAUGGAUUAAUAAAAGUAGCGGGGCGAUUUUCAAGCAAUCUGCUCAUGGGUUUAUAACCGAUUGCAUGAUGAAGUGCUAUAAAAGAAUUCAUUUAAUAUAAUAUUAUAAAGGAUACCUUUAGUUGUAUCUAUAGAUAAGCUUUCAAGACUCUAUAAUAUAAAAUGUAACACUUUUUUGACUAUUAAUUUAACAAUAUAUUAUAAAUUAAAUAAUUCAUACUCUUUUUUUAUAUC
This is a messenger RNA of Galleria mellonella (greater wax moth), 2534 nucleotides long. It is a transcript of the gene aln, whose product is annotated as divergent protein kinase domain 1C. NCBI's taxonomy places the organism in Eukaryota, Metazoa, Arthropoda, Insecta, Lepidoptera, Pyralidae. Bases 317 to 1525 code for a protein of 402 amino acids. The transcript is spliced from 3 exons. The record is from RefSeq and is a predicted model, not a curated record.